Molecule: messenger RNA, 1896 nt
Organism: Penicillium cinerascens
Lineage: Eukaryota; Fungi; Ascomycota; Eurotiomycetes; Eurotiales; Aspergillaceae
Product: Clr5 domain-containing protein
Exons: 2
Coding region: 94-1896 (600 amino acids)
Source: RefSeq, a predicted model, not a curated record
CAACAAACGUCUGAUAAGACAGCUCCGUUGCUCCAUACGUGGGAUCCUUUUCAUCCCAGACGCGCCUCCAUUUGGAGGAGCGCGUUCGCCGCCAUGGUCUACGACUGGGCUGGCAAGCGGGACAUCUGCUACCAGCUGUACAUUCAGGAGAAAAAACCCCUGGAGGAGAUUAUGGAGUAUAUGCGGAACGCUUAUCAGUUUGCACCAAGCAAGCGCGCGUAUCAGACCCAGUUCAAGCGAUGGGGAUUUCCAUCCAAACAGAACCCAGCACACAAAAAUGUCGAGCUGGUCGCUCGAGUCAAGGAGCUUUGGGAACGGAACACGAACCAACGCGAUAUGCUUCGUCUGCUUAACGACGAGGGGUUUGAUAUCAAGGAGCGCGAAUUGAUGCGUGUGCGGGCAAAGAACCGCUGGUUGCUCCGAGUCCCCAAUGGCAUGAAGGCACAAUCCCAUGCCGAAAGUAGAGCCGAACAGCCUGAGGAUGAAGGUCUUCUUGCACUGCAGCAGGAAGUCUAUAAGCAGGAUGAUGCCUUUGAUGGCGUUGACUCUCUUCCUCCCGAAUGUGAUCCAUCCGCCACCCCCGGAGGCCCAACGUUAGCCGCUUUGUCUCCGGAGGUCAUAGCAAAGCGCAAGGAGCGUCUAGACCACCUGAAAUCGGAGAGUGCCGAACGAUGGGCUUCCCGAAAGCGCCGGCGCCGCACUCGUGGGUGGGCUGGGUUGCCAGCCGAUCCGCCUGGACCUCCUCGCUUCCCUUCGGAGACGACGAUCGACGAGAGUAAACAGUAUCUAAAUCUGGACAAUAAUAUGUACCGCCAGCUCAGAGAUCAUUUCCAAAGGAUAUGCGAAGAAGCGGGUUUCAUCAAGAAAACCAUCGCUGGCCCGGAAAGAUGGCAAGCGGCCAAGGACAAAUUGAUCCAGGAGUCUCCUCAUCUCCAGCAGGUUUUCAAUGCCGAACCCAAUCAGCGCGAUGCGAAGGCUCUGGCUCUCGACGUUGUCUGUAUGGAUGUCACCAAGCGGAUGAGAACAUUGGAGCGGCGAAUGACCAUCGCCGAGGCGAAGAACGUCCUGGGUGUUAACCCGGAGGAAAGUCGCCAGAUUCGGAAUGCCUUCUACGACACUCUCAAAGCAGAUCAUUUCACAAGCAAACUGGAAGCGGGCGAUGAACACUGGCAGGAACUGAAGGCACAAUGGAUCCGCAACUCAGCAUUGCUUCAACGAAUCCUCGAACCAGGAACGGCCGAUCCUGAGCACACGGCCCGGUUAAAAGCUUUAGAGGUCCUAUGUCGUGAUGUGAUGAAGCGUCUCCGUGAUGAUCAAGCAAAGCGGGAUCCUGCUCGCAAGCGAUCUACCCCACGUGCCGAUUCGCAGAACCCGGCGUCAAAUGGCCCACCGUCAGGCAACAUCCUUGACAACGGGAUCAAUAAUGGAAUCAGUACCCUUGCAUCUCAGGCACUUGCAAGCGCCCCGAUCAGCGCCAGCGAGAUCGGUGACAUGCAGAUUGAUCCCUCUUUGCUACAGGCAGCUAACGAUCCGUCCUCCUUUUCAGCUAACGCACAGCACGAGGCGGGCAGCGCCUUUGAAUACAUGGACCCCAUUUUGCAUACCACGUUGCUUCAUACCCCCGUUUGGCUCCAGAUCAGCUCACACACCCAGGUCCAGGGAAUACCGGCCAAAACUUGGGUGGAGAAGCUAGCAACGCGGUCCGUUGAAGAAAUAAGACAAUUGAUCGCUGCCAAAUACCCUUACACGAUCAUCAGCAAGAUCGAGGGUAUCGACAAGGAUGAGCAUGGAAACGACUCUUCUUUCCACAUUGAUGAAGACCACGAAUUGGAUACUUAUUUGGCCCAAGUUCACGGAAGAAAAGCAUUGCUCGUGUUGACGUUGGGGCAAAUGUAA